This is a messenger RNA of Ruditapes philippinarum (Manila clam), 3354 nucleotides long. RefSeq names its product all-trans-retinol 13,14-reductase-like. The record is from RefSeq and is a predicted model, not a curated record. The coding region runs from base 48 to 1949 and encodes 633 amino acids. Lineage: Eukaryota; Metazoa; Mollusca; Bivalvia; Venerida; Veneridae. Gene Ontology annotation, molecular function: oxidoreductase activity. The transcript has 12 exons.
UGCAGACAGCAACUUAAAUGCUUUUGAGGAAAAAAAUCUAAUAAAAAAUGGGAGUAUUAUCAAGCAUAUCAAACUAUUUUAUUUCAAAUCCGUGGAUUAUUAUUGUCCUUCUUCUUUUGUAUUGCUUCAUUUAUGCGUUGUCAGUUUUAUUUUCGGGUCCAAAACCCGGGAGAAAUCCAUUCUCGGUUGCCCAUGUCAGACCACCAAAACCACUGGUCACAGAUCAUAAAUUGAGGAAAAAGGUACUGAAACAAAAAUUCAAGUCUCAAACCAUUCCAGAGAAUAUAGACACUAUUGUGAUAGGAAGUGGUAUAGGAGGGUUGUCUACAGCUGUGCUUCUUGGGCGUGCCGGCUACAAGGUUCUAGUGUUAGAGCAACAUGACCGUGCUGGGGGCUGUUGUCACACAUUUAAAGAUAAAGGAUUUGAGUUUGACACAGGUAUCCAUUAUGUGGGAAAGAUGAUGGAAGGUGAUAAGACACGUGUAUUGAUAGAUCAGAUUACAGAAGGACAAGUUGUUUGGGAACCCAUGGACCAGGAAUUUGAUGCAGUUGCCAUUGGUAGCCCAGAGAAAGCUAAGUGGUAUACAAUGGCAUCUGGUUCCAAGGAAAUAUUUGCUUCACAUCUGGAGAAACAGUUCCCUACAGAAAAAGAGGCCAUAGCUAAAUUCAUGCAACUGUUAAAGGAUUCAGAUGCUGCCUACCUAGGUGUGAUGAUUCCCAAGAUGAUCCCCCGCUGGCUAGCCCAGAUAGUUAUAAAGACAGGAAUAUAUGACCUGGUGAUGAGGAAAUAUUUGACAUUAUGUCGGAAAUCAGUAAAAAAUGUCCUGGACGAGCUUACAGAUAAUGCAGAGUUCAAGGCCGUGUUAGCUUACAUAUUUGGUGAUCUUGGAGUUGUGCCAAGCGGAUUAAGUAUGGUGAACUAUGCAUCUCUUAUCAACCAUUAUAUACCGGGAGCUUUCUAUCCAUAUGGUGGACCGGGUGAGAUUGCCUUUCAGAUUAUACCCAUCAUUGAGAGAUACGGUGGACGUGUAAUUACAGACGCCCCUGUCACAGAUAUUCUCAUUAAUGAUAAAGGCCGUGCUCAUGGUGUGCGUGUUUCCAAGAACGGCACCAGCGUCGACUUGUUUGCUAAAAAGAUCAUAUCAGAUGCUGGUGUAAUAAACACAUUCAAACAUUUACUACCAAAAGAAGUAGCGGUCAAAGCUCCAUUAUACAAAUAUAUCCAGGAAGUUGGACCGAGUAUAUCGUAUGUUUCUGUGUUUAUUGGAAUGAAUGGAUCUUCUCAAGAGCUUGGACUGAAGAAAAGUAACACAUGGGCAUUUUUAAAUAUAGACUAUGAGAAAGAUAUGGAAGAAUUCAAGUCAAAGAGUCUGGAGGAGGCUGUAGAAACAGAAUGUCCUCUUAUGUUUAUAUCCUCGUCCUCGGCUAAAGAUUCCUCAUUUGAGGAGAGAUAUCCAGGAAAGUCUGUCAUGUUAAUAAUCACACUGAUGCCGUGGGAGUGGACACAGAAGUGGGAGGAAUGUCGUGUGAAACAUCGUGGCGAUGAAUAUGAAAAUCUCAAGAUGAAAUUUGGCCAACAGUUGUGGAGACAGGUGGAACAACUUUACCCAAGUGUUGAAGGAAAGUUAGACUAUAUAGAUGUGGGUACACCUGUAUCUAACAAGCACUACCUGGGACAACCCGAGGGAGAGAUGUACGGUUUAGAGCAUAACAUCCGGAGGUAUGAACCAGAUAUAUCUAUGCACCUGAGGGCUCACUCAGGUAUUCCUGGCCUCUACCUAACUGGUCAGGACUUGAUAUCAGCUGGGUUCAGUGGUGCCCUGCACGCUGGUCUAGUCGCAGCAUCGGCAAUCCUGCAUAGGAACCUUCUCAAUGACAUUGGCGAGGUUACCAAGGAGACGAGAAAACUAAUGAAAGCUAAGGUUGACAACGGAAAGAAAUCGAAUUAAAUAAGGACAUCAGAAUGAUAUGACUUGUAUAGUUAGCACAGGUUAUGAAUUAUUUGUGAUAUAGCCAUUACUGUGUAGAUGUUGAAUUGUGUAGAUCGAGGAUAUCAAUUCUGUUCAGGGGGUUGUAAUGACUGUUGAUUAGAUAUGCAAAUUGUUCAUCUGUCAAUUUUUAUCAAUGUUACUUUACUGAUAAAUCAUGACAAUCAUGAUUAUUGUUACUUUUGUUUUAUUUAGAUUGAAUUUACUUCUGUUGUUAUACUGUAAUAUGUGGUUUUGAUAGAUCAUAAAUGUGGUUUUAAUACAUGGAACAUAUGGUUUAUGUUGUUUUGAUAAACGGUGCUGUGGUUUAAAAAAAAACAGUGCUGUGGUUUCAAUACAUGGUGCUGUGAUUUUGAUAGAUGGUAAUGUUAGUAUUUAAAUGUCAGAAAGUAAGAAAUUACUAGUUUAUGUAUAAUUGCAUGUAUCAAUGUAAUUCAAAUGAAGAUAUUACUAAUAAAGGGAGGUAAAAAAUACUCCUCAAAUUGGGCAUUAUGACUUAAUUAUAGAAGUUGAUAAAAGUUUUUUUAAUCAUUGAAAAGUAAUCCUAUAUAAGUCUAUGCUAUUAUAACAAAAAAUAAUCUGAAAAGCUUAUAUCUUAUUUCCAAUGAGUAUGUGUAAGAAUAGUUAAUAUAAAAGCAUAACAAAAAACACUACCGGUGGCGAGGGUAAACAAACUAAACCCACACACUGUUUAAUCUGGAGUGAAAACUACCACCACCAUCACCAAGCAUUGAUUGCAUGAUUGAAUAUAGAAAGUUAAUCAACCUGUAAGAAAACUGAAUGUCCCUUACACAUCUAGAAAUUUUGAGAAGGGACAGAACAGAAUGUAACAUUCAUAACCAUAAUUUUCUUCUUUUUUUUUAAGAUAAAAAAAAGGUAAUUUUGGAAAGAAAGAUGUUUUUCUUAAAAAAAUUAACUGUAUUUGAAUUAUCAUUUUCUUUUUACACAUAAAUUUAUUUUCUGAAAGUGUUUUUUUGUGAUUGAGAAUAUUUUUCUAAAAUCACAUGUUCCUGUCAUAAAAAAAUAAAAUAAAAUGAACACAUUUGUUUAAAGCAGCAUGCCUCCAGAUUCAUGCUAAUUUUCAUGAUUUUUUUAAAAAUUGAACAGUUCAAUAUUGUCAAGUGAACAUUGAAAACGUCACUUAAAAUCUAUGAAAAUUACCAAAAAUAGGUCCAAAUGUCCAAUAACAGCCCUUACUUUAUUAUUAAUGCGGUAGAAAUAUGCUUAAUAAUACUGCAAAAUCAGUCAUUGAUUGCAUAUAACAUGUAAAUUGCUUCUUGAAUUGUGAAUAUUUUAAUUUUUCUUAAAAUCUUAGUACUUUUUUCUUAAUUUUAAUUUUCAUGAAAUUCAAAUAUUUUGGAGGCAU